CAGUGUUCGUCAACGCGUCAACACUCAGCGUUUCAACAGGCAUCCGCGCGCACCUCAGGCGUCGCCGGUUAUGCAUCUGUGCGCUAAAUCUGUGCUGACUGGCAUCUCUUCCUCCAUUCUAUACUUGCAACGACCAGCUAUAUAUAUGGAGUGCGGCUCCUUUGUCGUCGAAACAUACCCCUACACCUCGCACUGACCAGCAUGGCUCCUGCGGACAUUGACUUUCCUCCAUUGGACGGGUCCAUCAACGUCCUACCUGGCUUCAUCGACUACCAUGCCAAACACAAUCCGGAACGUCCGUUCUUCGUCUUCCCGUAUCCCGAUCUCGCUUCCGAUGAACUUCGCACUGUAUCUUUCCUCGAGUUUGCACAGGGCACCCACCGAGCCGCCUACGCCUUUCGUGCAAGCCGCGAAGGACCAGAUGGCGCUGUCGUCGCGAUGAUCGCGAAUGUCGACACGCUUCUAUACCAUGCGAUGUUUGUCGGGCUCGUUCGAGCGGGGUACGUGCCCUUCCCGAUGUCUCCGCGGAACUCAGCGCCCGCGAUCGCGAACAUGAUGCAGCGCACGCAGUGCCAUCGCAUCAUCUCACAGACCGCAUUCACCGAGCUCAUGGCCGGCGUGCGUGGCGAGUUACCGUCCGAUUACGCCAUGAAAGUUGACGAGUCUCCCUCGCUCACGUCCAUCUUUCCCUCGUUGGACUCUCCUUCCAACGGACGUGCCUCUCCGUUUGCCCCGCCCGAGCCGUACCCUCCACCGCCACAUGAGCCCUCACCCACUUCUGUUGCCUUUUACUUGCACUCCUCCGGGUCCACGGGGCACCCGAAACCCAUCCCACAGACGCACGAAUUCGUCCGCAUCUGGUGUACUCUGCCGCCCACGCUGGGAGCCCGCUUCCAUGGCCGCCAAUACGGUGGGCACGCCCUCCCGUCAUUCCACACUAUGGGCAUAGCUGUCCAGCUGCUUGCGCCGCUUGCGUCUGGCCUCCCGGGGAGCCUGUUCCCCCCGAGAGCAGUGCAAGGCGCCCCGCCGGUCGUGCCGACGCCGCAGAAUACGAUAGAUACUGCGAGGAAGACUGGUUGUAACACGAUUGUCACCGUACCGGCGUUCCUGGAGGCUUGGGCGCAUAACGAUGAGGACAUCGAGUACUUAGCGACGCUGAAGUGUCUCCUUUUUGCGGGGGGCCCCUUGUCGAAGGUUAAUGGCGACAAGCUUGUUGCUCGCGGAGUUCGUCUCUGCGCGGGAUACGGUACCACCGAGGUAGGCACCUUGUCUGAUCUCCCGGACGACGCAGUGUCAGCCGUGCGGAUGGGAGUGGAUAGCCCUGCCGACGUAGUAAAGCAGAGAUGGGUGGACCAGGGUGAUGGAACGUAUGAACUGCAGUUUCUGAGCUGCCCCACGCAUCGGCCUGCAGUCGAGAACUUCCAACUACCAAACGGCGAGCACGGCUAUUCUACGUCUGACAUCUGGAUUCCACACCCUACCAAACCAGGUCUCUGGAAAAUAGUCGCGCGUACUGACGAUGUCAUUGUGCUGGGGUCCGGUGAGAAGACUGUCCCGAUCCAGCUCGAAGGCCACGUCAGCGCACAUCCCCUCGUCGUCGGCGUCGUCGCGUUCGGACGCGGUCAUCAGCAAUCGGCUGGGUCCGCACCCGACCCAGCCGACGAGGCCGCUGCCGCAGAGUUCCGAAAUGCGAUCUGGCCGCGUGUCGAACAGGCGAAUCAUGAAGCCCCGGCGUUCUCGCGGGUCUUCAAGGAAAUGAUACUCGUCGCAGAUCCGAGCCGUCCGCUCCCUCGCGCGGGAAAGGGCACAGUCCAGCGGAAGAAGGCGCUCGAGCUGUAUGCUCAGGAUAUUGAAGACCUUGCAAACGCCCAUGAGGUCGCGCCGCCGCAAUCAUGGGAGGCACAGGAUGUGCAGAAGUGGCUGGCGCAACAUGCUGCGAGUAUUCAUGCGGAAGAAACGGCUGAUCCUGACAGGGACUUUCUCAGCGCAACUUUCCUCCGGAACCGCAUCAUCGGCGCGCUGCGUGCAUCGUCCGACAGCGCAGUGAAUGCAGCUGCGCAACACGUACCGCAGAACUUCGUCUUUCAACAUCCCACACUCGCGUCGCUAGCAAAGGCGGUCUCUGGGCUGGUGCGGUCCGAUGAUUCCACAGCGAUGAUCAAGAAAUACACCGCAGUGCUGCCGGCACAUGCGCCGGAGCCGAACAUAACGAAGCGCGUAUAUGCGCUGAAUCGCGGAAGUGAUCUUCUACAUCGUCAGAGGGCGGCUUUCGAUGGUGCGCAACUGCCGGUAGAGUCGCUGGACCAGCCGAAACUGGUGCUGCUCUCUGUCGACUACACACAGGAUGGCUUGGGAUUACCGCAGGACAUCGUCAACGAAGUCCGUCAGUCGGUCACACACAUCGUACAUAGUGCCUGGCGGGUUGACUUCAACCUCGCGUUGACGUCCUUCGAGACCCAAAUAGCCGGUGCGAUCCGCCUGUUGACCAUGGCGCCUACAGCGCACUAUUUGUUCACGUCUUCCGUGUCCGUCGCCGGUGGCUGGAACGUCAAAGCCGCCAACCAUGGCGCACAUGUGCCGGAGACCGCUCUGCAUGACCCCAGCGUCGCAGCUGUAACAUCUGGCUAUGGCAUGUCCAAAUACGUUGUGGAAGAGGUUCUGGCGGGCGCGCGUCAGAGAGGGUUAAAGACAACAACGUUACGUAUCGGACAGAUCUCUGGCGCAUCCCAGACCGGCGCGUGGAACGCUUCAGAAUGGGUACCGAACAUCGUCAAGUCGAGUCUCGCCCUAGGUGCUUUGCCCAAUUCAGGAAGCGUAUCAUGGGUACCGAUGGACGCUGUCGCGCGCGCGGUCGUCGAUGUCGUACUUGGGCGGGAGGCACCCGAACUGAUCAACGUCGUUCAUCCGCGACCUGCCAAAUGGUCGGAUGUGUUCGGCGCGAUGCAGGCUGAGCUCGGUGUGACGCUUCCAUUCGUCCCUUUUGAUGAGUGGGUGAAAAGAUUGGAAGCUGUCGCGGACAACGCCUCCGCGUCGGAUCUGGAGAAGAUACCCGGUGUCAAAUUGCUCGAAUACUACCGCGCGCUCGUCAGCGCAGAAGCGGAAGCACAGAGAGCUGGAACUGAUGACUGUGAAGCUGGCGGUCUUCCGUUGUUUGAGACGAGCAAGGCGUGCAGCGUCAGCAAGACACUUGCGGGGCUACCUCCUCUCAGCGCGCAUGAUGCCAGGGCGUGGGUAAGGUACUGGAAGAAGACCGGGUUUUUGCCAUGACCGAAGAAGUUAGUGAGAGUGCCCGCCGGUCCUCCCUGACGCCACCACGGUCUCGCGUCCCUUCUCGUGAUGUUACUAUGGCACCGCCUUCUCGGAGUAUCCUCACCAAUGCUAGACGCUAUCAUGCUGUUCUGUAUUCUGGGAGCGUUAAAUUGAUUGCGGCGCCCGUGUAGUCGCCGUUCGAGUUCACAAGGACCUGUAAAGGAUUGCGUUACGGCAAUAUUGGACACGGAUUGCGCCGUCGCCCUGUCAUGUACCCUGCGGCCCUGCCCCGCCUCCGAGUCCCUUUCACAUUGCAACG
Fomitopsis serialis is the source of this 3568-nucleotide messenger RNA. RefSeq lists its product as uncharacterized. The record is from RefSeq and is a predicted model, not a curated record. The coding region runs from base 202 to 3267 and encodes 1021 amino acids. NCBI's taxonomy places the organism in Eukaryota, Fungi, Basidiomycota, Agaricomycetes, Polyporales, Fomitopsidaceae. The transcript is spliced from 16 exons.